This is a messenger RNA of Erinaceus europaeus (western European hedgehog), 2597 nucleotides long. Its product is annotated as disintegrin and metalloproteinase domain-containing protein 20-like. The record is from RefSeq and is a predicted model, not a curated record. The coding region runs from base 198 to 2597 and encodes 799 amino acids. Gene Ontology annotation, molecular function: metalloendopeptidase activity. NCBI's taxonomy places the organism in Eukaryota, Metazoa, Chordata, Mammalia, Eulipotyphla, Erinaceidae. Gene Ontology annotation, biological process: male gonad development; proteolysis. Gene Ontology annotation, cellular component: sperm head plasma membrane; plasma membrane; external side of plasma membrane. The transcript is spliced from 2 exons.
UGUGGUCAAAAACAAAGAACAAGACACAAGCUACCAGGUCAUACCUGCUGGAGGUCAAUUCACAAAAGGAUAGCCAUUUUACUGGUCUGACACUACACGCAGAGGAAGAUUAGUCAAAGUCAGCACUGCACACAGCCUCCUUACAGAAGAGGCAGGACAGUUAUGCUUCCUGCCCUGCAACCUAGAAGCUGUCACCAAUGGCUCCAAAUGCUAGCUGCAUAAUGGCUGUGGCUGAGGCCUUGGUACAUAUGAGACAUACAGUCUUGCUGUUCUGGAUGAAGAUCUUUCUAUUCCAUUCUGGACUGUCCCAGUUUGGGCACUCUCAAAGUCAAGGUCUCCCAGAAGUGGUGACACCCUUGAAGAUAAACACUGGUGGAAGCAUGAGACCGCCAGGCUGGACCUCUUACAGUUUGCAUUUUGGAGGCCAGACACUCAUCAUCCACAUGAAAGUCAACAAGAAUUUGCUGGCUAGACACAUGCCAGUGUUCACCUACACAGACCAAGGUGCUCUCCUUGAGGACCAGCCCUUAGUCCAGAGUGACUGUUUCUACCAUGGAUAUGUGGAGGGAGACCCAGAGUCCCUCGUGGCCCUGAGUAGCUGUUUUGGUGGUUUUAGAGGAAUGCUCCAGAUACAUGACAUUGCUUAUGAAAUCAAACCUCGAAAUCAUUCUAGUACAUUUGAACACCUGGUGUAUAGAAUGGAACGUGAGGAUACAUCCCCACCCUUGAGAUGUGGAUUGACAGAUGAAGAAAUAGAAUGGCAGCUAAAGGCUCUAGAGAGUGACAAUUCCAUUUUGAUGCAGAGUGGGUAUGAAGGCUGGUGGACCCACAGGCGGUAUUUAGAACUGGCAGUGGUGGUGGAUAACAACAGGUAUGUUCAUAGCAACAGCAAUGCCUCAAAAGUGUAUGCUGAUGUAUGCAUUGUUGUGAAUGGAAUAGCUUUCUUUUUAAAAUCACUGGAUGUGGAGGUGAUUUUUACUGGACUUGAGAUAUGGACUAAACAAAACCCCAUGCCAACAGUUAACAUACAUAAGCUCUUAGUAGAUUUUUGCUCGUGGAAGAAAGGCAGCUUUACUACUCGUGUGCCACAUGAUAUUGUUCAUCUUUUUGUAAAGCAAUUUUACAAUGACCUCCUUGGCGUAGCAUAUGUAGGAGGAUCAUGUAUCAUUGACUAUAAUUGUGGAAUUGAUAGAUUUUGGAAUGACAAGCUUCAAGAGUUUGCUUUUUCUGUGUCACAUGAGCUGGGUCACAAUUUGGGGAUUCGUCAUGAUAAUGACACAUGUACAUGUGGUGAUUCACACUGCAUAAUGUAUGCAAGUAUAUUGAAUGCUACCAAAUUCAGCAACUGUAGUUAUGCUGCAUUUUGGGGUCUUACCACUGAGAAAGCAAUGUGUUUGUGCAGUCCACCAAAGCAUGAUCAAGUCUUCACAUACCCACGCUGUGGAAACCAUGUGACUGAGCCACAAGAAGAGUGUGACUGUGGCUCCUUAAAGUUGUGUGCAAAAGAUCCAUGUUGCCAGUCAAAUUGUACUCUGAGACCUGGGGCUAACUGUUCCUCUGAACUUUGCUGCAAAGACUGUAAGAUCUUGCCAGCAGGCACAGUGUGUAGAGCAGCAGAAAAUGUAUGUGAUCUCCCAGAAUGGUGCAAUGGGACAUCCUAUCUUUGUCCAGAGGAUGUGUAUGUUCAGGGGGGCAUGCCAUGCCCAGGUGGUUACUGCUAUGAAAAGAGAUGUAAUAAUCGUGAUGAACAGUGUGAGAGAAUUUUUGGUAAAGGAGCCAAGAGUGCAAAUGACAGAUGCUACCAAGAGGUGAAUACCCGAGGUGACCGUUUUGGUCACUGUGGCCUCCACGAGCAUACGUAUGUAAGAUGUGAUGCUAAAGAUAUACUGUGUGGAAGAGUUCAGUGUGUGAACGUGGAUAAAAUUCCUCUUCUGAGUAAUCACAGUACUGUCCAUUGGACUUCUCUUGAUGAUAUCGCCUGCUGGGGCACUGACUACCAUUUUGGGAUGACUAUUCCUGAUAUUGGUGAAGUGAAAGAUGGCACAGAAUGUGGUGCAAAGCACAUCUGCAUCGAAAGGAAGUGUAUCUCUAUGUCAGAUCUGAAAAGUCCUUGUUCACGAGAGUUCUGUAAAAUGAAUGGGAUUUGCAACAAUAGACAACACUGCCAUUGCAAUCUUGGAUGGAGUCCACCCAACUGCUACUAUUCAGGUGAUGGAGGUAGUGUUGAUAGUGGCCCAGCCCCCCAAAUAACUAGCACAAUUAUGAGACUAUUUUGGUUGCUUCGUUUAAUACUUUUUUUGUUAGUUGCAUUAAUUUUGAUUUGUUUCAAGUACUGUGAAACAAGAACAUUAAUGAAGGAUGCUGAAGAGAUGAAAAAGAUCAAUGAGGUAACAGAAGCCAACAAGAAGAAAGAAACUGAAAACACCAAAGAGACAAAGGAGAGCAAGCACAUACAGAUUAUUGAUCCAAAAGAAAGUGAUCCGACUAAAGAGAAAGAAAAAUCUCCAGCUCCACUUAAAAGAGCAAAAUCAGCAUCUAUGAAUCAGAAAGGAUUGCAAAGACAGAAAUCACAAAGAUCGGAAUCCCUAAAACUAUGA